AUGGUGAACGUUGGUCCUUCUCAUGCUGCAGUUGCUGUGGAUGCUAGCGAAGCCCGCAAAAGAAAUAUUUCAGAAGAAGUAUUCGAACUGAGGGAUAAGAAAGAUUCUACAGUGGUAAUUGAGGGUGAAGCCCCGGUAAGAACUUUUACCAGUAGCUCUAGUAACCAUGAAAGAGAGGAUACGUAUGUUUCUAAAAGGCAGGUAAUGAGAGAUAUUUUUGCUAAAUACUUGAAGUUCAUUGGACCUGGAUUGAUGGUUAGUGUGGCUUACAUCGAUCCCGGUAAUUACUCUACUGCCGUCGAUGCAGGUGCCUCUAAUCAAUUUUCCCUACUUUGUAUCAUUUUGUUAUCAAACUUUAUUGCCAUAUUUUUGCAAUGUCUGUGUAUCAAGUUGGGUUCCGUUACGGGACUAGAUCUAAGUCGAGCUUGCAGAGAGUAUUUACCACGGUGGCUCAACUGGACAUUGUAUUUUUUUGCAGAAUGUGCCGUUAUAGCCACCGAUAUAGCUGAAGUGAUUGGUACAGCGAUUGCCUUGAAUAUCCUGAUCAAAGUGCCCCUUCCAGCGGGCGUGGCCAUUACUGUUGUGGAUGUGUUUUUGAUUAUGUUUACAUAUAAACCUGGUGCGUCAUCAAUUAGGUUCAUUAGAAUAUUUGAAUGUUUUGUUGCAGUAUUAGUUGUUGGCGUGUGCAUUUGUUUCGCAAUAGAAUUGGCUUAUAUCCCGAAGAGUACGUCCGUUAAACAAGUGUUCAGAGGAUUUGUGCCAUCUGCCCAAAUGUUUGACCACAAUGGUAUUUAUACCGCUAUUUCCAUCUUAGGUGCUACUGUUAUGCCACAUUCGUUGUUUUUGGGUUCCGCUUUAGUGCAGCCAAGGCUUUUAGAUUAUGACGUUAAACACGGUAAUUAUACUGUUUCUGAAGAACAAGAUAAAGUGAAAAAAUCUAAAUCCACUGAAGAGAUUAUGGAAGAAAAAUAUUUUAAUUAUAGACCCACGAACGCUGCUAUCAAAUAUUGCAUGAAAUAUUCUAUGGUCGAAUUAAGCAUAACUCUCUUCACCCUAGCGCUUUUCGUCAAUUGUGCCAUCCUAGUUGUUGCGGGCUCCACUCUAUAUAACUCACCAGAAGCAGAUGGGGCAGAUUUGUUUACUAUUCAUGAAUUAUUAUCAAGAAAUCUGGCACCCGCAGCAGGUACGAUUUUCAUGCUCGCACUUUUAUUAAGUGGUCAAUCCGCAGGUGUAGUGUGUACUAUGUCGGGUCAAAUUGUAAGUGAGGGUCAUAUUAAUUGGAAGUUGCAGCCAUGGCAAAGAAGAUUGGCCACUAGAUGUAUUUCGAUAAUCCCUUGUUUGGUCAUCUCUAUCUGUAUCGGUAGAGAAGCUUUAUCAAAGGCCUUAAAUGCUUCCCAAGUUGUUUUAUCCAUAGUUCUGCCAUUUUUGGUAGCACCUUUAAUUUUCUUCACAUGUAAAAAAUCAAUCAUGAAAACCGAAAUUACCGUCGACCAUACUGAAGAAGAUAGCCAUAACCAUCAAAAUAACAACGAUAGAUCUGCAGGUAGCGUAAUCGAGCAAGAUGGUUCUAGUGGCAUGGAGAUAGAAAAUGGAAAAGAUGUCAAAAUCGUUUAUAUGGCAAACAAUUGGAUUAUCACUGUUAUUGCUAUAAUUGUGUGGCUUUUCUUAUCUUUACUGAACGUUUAUGCCAUUGUUCAAUUAGGCAUGUCUCAUGGUGAUAUCAGUUAA
Molecule: messenger RNA, 1728 nt
Organism: Saccharomyces cerevisiae S288C
Lineage: Eukaryota; Fungi; Ascomycota; Saccharomycetes; Saccharomycetales; Saccharomycetaceae
Gene: SMF1
Product: divalent metal ion transporter SMF1
Exons: 1
Coding region: 1-1728 (575 amino acids)
Biological process (GO): metal ion transport; proton transmembrane transport; manganese ion transmembrane transport
Cellular component (GO): plasma membrane; membrane
Molecular function (GO): metal ion transmembrane transporter activity
Source: RefSeq, marked reviewed